UUAGUCAAAUAUUGUUUUUGCCGGGAGCACCCACGGAAUUAUUUCCAGUGGUCCUCUCAUAUAAAUGCAACCCACGCAUAAAACCAAGACACAUCAUGGACCAAUUGCACGACCUGGCUAUGCAGACCCAAAUGCGCUUUCAUAGAGAUUCAAACAAAUAGCCAAACAAAGCUAUUGCAUUUCACAUCAGGGCAAUUAUAUAACGCGAAUCCGUGAUUUUUCUCGCAACAAACGCCUUGGACUUGCAAUACUAGGCUAUAUUUUCUAACAGACCGAGAUGGAUAAUCGUUAAACCGUAAAACCGAAAAUACCAUAGCCUACAAUGGAUUGGCUUUGAUUGGAGGUAGCAGAAGGCGAACUAAAAGUAGGCUACCCGCCAUUGGUAAAUAUGUCUAUAUUGAUUUACUUUAGGCUAUAGCCUACCUACAAAUAAACCAAUAAUCCUAAAAUUUGAAGGAAAUACAGUGGAAUAAAGCUGUGGAACUCCGACAGUUGUUGGUCUUUUCAGUGACCAGUGGGCGCUCACUGCAUAUCUGUUACAUUGCAUCUAUUAAAAUAAUCGCAAAAUGAAACCAUAUCUGGCACUUGUUACAGUAAUCCACUUUAUUAAUGGAUGAUGUAUCCAAACUCAGUGCACCACCACCAUAGCACAUAGCAUCUUCACACACCCAAAUUUGAUUGUGCCAUAUAAAUUAUUUCAGUAGCCUAACCUACUCGUCAUUUUUCUGCAUACGGACCAAAAGGCAAGGCACCUGCUUGUUUUUUUGCCCUGCUUUAUGAUAAACGAUUCUAAUGAUUUAUUGAUUCGCUUGAACAAAGGAACGAAAUAUUGUUGUAGGCUACCUGUACGGGAUAUCAACAUGGAAGGUAGGCUCCACAGACAAUAGGAGUAGGAUGUUACUAGCGUCGGCCGUGGUGGUAUGGGAAUGGCUGAACGAGCACGGGCGCUGGCGGCCUUACAGCUCGGCGGUCUCUCACCACAUCGAGGCAGUCAUCCGCAACGACCCACGGGGUGGUAGUGUUGUCUUAGGCCAGGUGGACACUCGCCUCUCGCCCUACAUCGUCGACUUGCAUUCCAUGCACCAGUUCCGACAAGAUACCGGUACCCUCCGACCGGUGCGCCGCAGCUUCUACGACCCCACAUCGGCGCCGGGUCAGGGCUGGCUGUGGGAGUGGGAGAACGACACAGGCUCGUGGACGGCCUACGACACGGAGGUGGGCAUCGCCAUCCAGGCGGCACGCGAUCGCCAGCAGCCCUGGCUGGACCUGGCACCGCUGGGCUUCUGCUACCUCAUCGACUUCCAGAGCAUGACCCAGAUCAACGGGCAGACGCAACGUUGCCGCCGCAUCCAGCGCCGCUCCGACCUGGCUUACCCACUGGUGUCGGGUCCCCUUCCCAAGUCACACCACGCCUGGGGGCCCGGCCCCGGGGGACUGUUGGGGGUGUCCGGAGUAGGCAUGGGGGUGGGGGUGAGCGGGAUGGGGAAUGGGAACGGUAGCGCCUACCCCAGCGGCGCCCUGCCAGCCUCCGCCAUUACCUCCCUGGGCCAGCCCUGUGCCUGUCAGCAAUGCAUGCUGCUCCUGAGCGUCAAGGCGGGUGCCAUGGCAACGGCCCACACCCUGGGCAGGAGGCCACCUCAGAACAAGCCUCCUAGCCCCAAAUUGGGUGGGGGUUACUCGGCCAUGGGGGGGUCCUACUCGCUGACCCUCCCCCGCCCCCCCUCCUCCAUGGGCAGGUCCCUGUCCCCCCACAGGACGUCCGUGGGUGGGGCUAGCGGUGGCUUGGGGGUUGGAGGGGGCGGUGGCUUCGCCCACUCGCUCUCCCUCCUGGGUUCGGCCACUGCUGCCCUGUCCCUCUCCUCUACCCGGCCCCCUCCCCCGCCUCUACCCCCCCUUCCGCCUCCUCCACCUCCUCCGCCCUCCUCCAUCGCCUCCAACAGUGCCACUCUUCCCCCCUCCUCUUCCUUCUCCAUGGCAUCCAUGGCUUCCUCUGCCCCUCCGUCGAUGCCCGCGCCACCCCCUCCUCCUCUAAUCUCCACAGCUGCUUCCUCCUGCACCCCCUCGCCCUCUGCCCGUGUCCUGGGGCCGGUGUCUUCAGCGGCGGCGGCCUGUGCCGCCCCCCUGCCUCCCCGUGCCAGCCUGGCUGGGCUGAGCCGGCCCGCCCUGCAGCGCAUCGCCAUGGCCCAGUCCAGAGCCCUUAUCGCCUCCGGAGUCCCAACGGUUCCUGUGAAGAACCUCAAUGGAUCCAGCCCUGUCCACCCUGCAUUGGCAGGUAUUACAGGGAUCCUGAUGAGCGCCGCAGGACUUCCUGUCUGUCUGACCCGCCCCCCCAAGCUGGUGCUCCACCCCCCGCCCGUCAGCAAGAGUGACAUCAAGCCCGUCCCCGGCCUCGGCCACUGCUGCCGCAAGACCACCAAGAAGCAGGCCCGCAAAGGCAAGACCCCUGAGGAAGUAGUGAAGAGGUACCUUCAGAAGGUCCGCAGCCCCCCAGAGGAGGAUUGCACUAUCUGCAUGGAGGCCCUGCCUGGGCCCUCUGGCUACAAAGGCCCCGGUGUUGGGGGCAUCCAGCGGGCAGAGUCGGUGGGUCGCCUGGCCCAGUGUGGGCACCAGUACCACCUACAGUGUCUGGUGGCCAUGUACAACAACGGCAACAAGGACGGCAGCCUUCAGUGCCCCACCUGCAAGACCAUCUACGGCGUGAAGACGGGCAACCAGCCGCCUGGCAAGAUGGAGUACCACGUUAUCCCCCAUUCGCUGCCCGGCCACCCCGACUGCAAGACCAUCCGCAUCAUCUACAACAUCCCACCAGGCAUCCAGGGCCCUGAGCACCCGAACUCAGGCAAGCCCUUCACCGCCCGGGGAUUCCCCCGACACUGCUACCUCCCUGACAGCGAGAAGGGACGCAAGGUACUGAGGCUGCUGCUUGUGGCGUGGGACCGCCGGCUCAUCUUCUCAGUGGGCACAUCCAGCACCACGGGCGAGUCGGACACAGUCAUCUGGAACGAGGUGCACCACAAGACGGAGUUCGGCUCCAACCUGACGGGCCACGGCUACCCCGACCCCGGCCACCUGGACAACGUUCUGGAGGAGCUUAAGGCCCAGGGGAUCACCGAGGAGGAGUGCCUACCCAGAGACUGAGCUAAAGACGGGCCGACAGGGAAACAGCAACAGAGAGACUUGUCUGACUCUGGAGGCCAGAGUUAAAACAAUGAACACACAGAGUCAGAGAGACAAAGGGAUGGAGAGGGAGAGUUAUAGACAUAUGAAUAUGUUUUAAAAAAGAGAAGUACAGAAAUGAACACAGAUGGUACAAUUGUGACACCCACAGAAACAGACAGCCUGAAAGACAGCAUACGAGAAAAAAUGAAUGAACCGAUGAACAGAUGAGCCAAGAAAAAUAAGCAACGGGACAUUAAACAAAUAGAGAAACAGACAAAUAGACUGUCUGGCUCUAGUUUCUAGGGACACUAGCUGAGAUACGACAUUAGAAACCCUCUGAACAGGUGGGCUGUGGGUCGGCACCGCUGCAUGGGUCAGUUGUAUGAUGGAAUGUUUUUGUUUUUUUAUUUCUGCUACAGUAAUGGGGCUGUCACAAAAUGUAAUUCAGUGAGAGGUUUGAGGCCACUGUGCUCAGUGUUGGACAGAAGCUGUCGUUUAUACCCUGAGAGUUCGACAAGAAUGUACUGAAUCUUAAUUGGUCCAUUUUAAUUCAAUGGUGUACCAGGUUUACCAGAGCGUCUGUAAGUGGUAGGAUGAGCACUAAAAAUGGGUAUUAAAGGGAAUAUGCUAAAUAGGGUAUUGAAUGUAAGAGGGUAAAAAGAGAAGGAAAGAGAGAAUAAAAGGCUUAAAGUAUUAGACCAUUGGCAGCAUAGUAAUACAUCUCUCGUUACAGAAAAUGUAACCUAACAUAGCAGGCGUAAAAUAAUCAUCUGAGCGGCGUUUCUUUCUUUCUGGUCCUGACAAGAAAAUAAAAAACUGCUGGGGGAUUUUCUCUUCUGAAUCUGCACUGUUGAACCAAAGACAGUUAGCUCUGUGAUGUCGCCUUGUUAACGUCCAAAAGCAGAAGUCCGGCUCUAUUUCCAUUUCCUAUGAAAAUUGGAUGCAUCCGGUUGUUUCCACCCCACUGAGGGUGCAGAAAACUUUACAGAGAACUUUCAAAAUAUCUCAAGUUUAUGACUGGAUAUGUGUGAGCAUGAGUGUUUACUGCCCUCUAGUGGUACUUAUUGAAAAUACAUUCCCUUUUCCUCUCUAGGUUCUUGUCGGUAUUUUAUUAAUUGCUGUACCAUUUUGAAAAUGCAUUGUUGUACAUUUUAAAUAGUUGAUAUAUAUAUUGGCUCAGUUGAGUUGAGUAUAAUUUUUACAUUCCAUUUUGUUCUUAAUUUUUAACAUUGUAUGUUGUCUAUUUGAUUGCCAGAGCAUUAUUUUCUAUAUGUGGCAUUGUAAGGAGAUGAGUCAAGCUUGAGUCUUCUCAGGAGGGCUCAUGGAUAUUAUGAGCCACAAUGAGUGUGUUUAAACGUUUUUACUGGACAUCGAUUUUAGACUCAUCCGUUGCCAAUCAGUAUAAAUGAUUGGGGAACCCUCUCGAUGGGGUGGGUGAGCCUAAAUGUACCAAAUAAGAGUCCUCCUCAGACCAUGGGUGCAUCUCAAUAGUCUUGUGUAGCUUCCUCUCCUAUUCUUUCACAUCAAUGCAGAUGAAGGAACAGGAAUGGAAAAAAGGCCACUUUGGACUAUUGAGAUGCACCCCAGAAGGAAUGAAGUCAGAUAUAAAGCUAUGAUUGGACCUGCCACCAGAGGUCAGAUUUGCACUGCACAGGGCAUACUCUCUUUUUUUCCUUCAGUCAAAAGGAAACAUGGAAAAGUUAGAUAUAACUUAAGGUCAAAACUAACAGUUAAAACUACUUUGGGUUUCAUUGUAUUUUCUUUGUUUUGGACACCAGCCUCAUUCAGCUCUGAGGAAAGUGAACCUUCUAUUGGUACGAGGUACAAUUUGAAAGAUUUGCUCUGUUGUCAAUCUAACCUGUGGUCAAACUGUCCAGUCGGUUUGUGUUAGGUCCAUGACGGACCUGCUUAUAAAGCGGUACUAUUGAAAAUAUUUAUCAGUAUGUGUUAACAUACAAUGUUAGGCCAACAUUUAUACUUUAUAUACUUUCUGUAUGCACUGGAUGUAUGUGUUAAUGUACACAACUUUACAUAAAAAUAUUUUUUAAGGUAAGAGUAUAACAUAACUGUACACUUAAUACCUCCUUUAUUUAAUGUGCUCUCUAUUUUUUAAUCGUUUGUAUCAAAUUAAGUUCAAACAAUUCAAAACCACUAUUUUUUCACUUAGAGGUAUUGUUUAGCCACAUUUAAAGCUGUGAGACUACAUGAAGCCUACAUACCCAUCACAGCCUAUAUACCCAUUCUACUUUGUGAGUAGGGGUACUGCAUUUAGUACGUCAUGUGACCUUGUAGCCCCUCCAAUGACUCCUGCAGCUGGAUUGGGAAAUGUAGGACUUUAUGUAGUCAGUCACGUUUUAUGUCAGUUCUUUUAAUGCUCAGUUUAAUACAUAUCAUUUUCUUUCCUAGGCACAUGUCCGUCAAUGGGAAUAAAACAAUGGUUGAAAGCUCAUUAACACUUUGUUUUUAAAAAACUGUUCAUAAAACCUCUGUAAAAGUUGUAAUGGCGAGAAUGAAUGACGUGGAGACAUCUAUGAUGGCAGAGAAAGUAGUAACAUGUAUAAAAAAAUUAAAAAACAGUAACAGUGGGACUAUUAAAUGAACAUGACUAUUAUGAUAACGGUGUUGGUAUCUUUUCAUGUGUGGGUGUGUGACAUUAAGGGUUUCCCUAUUGCCCGGGGCAAGUAAACUAAGCAGUUGGUCAAGGCGGGCAAUUAUUUUACUGAAACAACCAAACUGCAAGAAUUCCAGUAGCCUUAACCUGAUCUCUCUGGUUCCUCACCAUUGUUAAAGUGAAAGAUGGCCAAUUUAUGGUAUUUCUGCGUGUAAACAUGUUUGGGCAAGUGACCAUUUUCAGGCAACCAAAAAAUACUCCUGACUUGCCUGAUGGCAAAUGCCUUUCAGAAUACAGUAAUUCUUCA
Coregonus clupeaformis (lake whitefish) is the source of this 6077-nucleotide messenger RNA. RefSeq names its product E3 ubiquitin-protein ligase DTX4-like. The coding region runs from base 895 to 3138 and encodes 747 amino acids. Gene Ontology annotation, biological process: Notch signaling pathway; protein ubiquitination. The transcript has 8 exons. Gene Ontology annotation, molecular function: zinc ion binding; ubiquitin protein ligase activity. The record is from RefSeq and is a predicted model, not a curated record. Gene Ontology annotation, cellular component: nucleoplasm. Lineage: Eukaryota; Metazoa; Chordata; Actinopteri; Salmoniformes; Salmonidae.